Selaginella moellendorffii is the source of this 790-nucleotide messenger RNA. Its product is annotated as EG45-like domain containing protein. The coding region runs from base 164 to 622 and encodes 152 amino acids. Gene Ontology annotation, biological process: systemic acquired resistance. The record is from RefSeq and is a predicted model, not a curated record. Lineage: Eukaryota; Viridiplantae; Streptophyta; Lycopodiopsida; Selaginellales; Selaginellaceae. The transcript is spliced from 3 exons. Gene Ontology annotation, cellular component: apoplast; cell wall.
GUGUAAGCUUUCCUCCAUUUAAUAAUUCUUUGCGAGUCACGUCUUGCCACAAUAGAAACACCAUGUGAAGUCACAGUGACAUAAGAGACGUGAUCGUCUUCGAUCCAAAGUCCUCUCAGGCUAUAAGCCGUGCCUUGAUCGAGGACGAUAGACACAGCGAAACAUGAAUUCUCUCCUCUUCUCGCUCUCGACCAUCGUCGCCGUGCUAGUCGCGCCAGCAGUGGCUCAAAGCGGCCAAGCAACAUUCUACAGCCCAUACGUUCCCUCGUCCUGCUAUGGCUUCGACACGAGCAAGUUCCCGCCGGGAAAUCUCAUUGCUGCAGCAAGCAAGGACCUGUUUAGAAACAAAGAGCUGUGCGGGGCUUACUUCGAGAUAACUUGCAAAGGCGCUGUGUCCGGCUCCGGAGGCUGUUCGGGAACUCCCACUGUCAAGGUGAGAGUCGUCGACCUGUGCCCCGGAUGCCACGCAAACUCGUUUGAUCUCUCCAUCGAGGCAUUCUCUCGCAUCGCCAAGCUCGACGUUGGCCGGAUCAAGAUAACGUCCCGCAGGGUGUCCGGUGUUGGCGAAGAAGAAGAAGGCGAUGAGAUUGAGAUGGUCGUUGGUCGAGCGAUGGAGCCGUGAUCAUCAACUUUAAAAGUACUUUGCCAUCUGGAUUUCCUUCUUGGAGUACCCGCACUUUUCAUAAAACGCAGCGUUCUCGGGCUUACAAUCGAGAAUCACCUGCGCAUAUAUAUACAUUCCCAGUUGAUAAAAGCUCUAAGAAGAUUGCAAGGUACCUUGUAACACCCA